Messenger RNA from Cyphomyrmex costatus, 1485 nucleotides. Its product is annotated as cholesterol 7-desaturase. Gene Ontology annotation, molecular function: 2 iron, 2 sulfur cluster binding; oxidoreductase activity. The transcript is spliced from 5 exons. NCBI's taxonomy places the organism in Eukaryota, Metazoa, Arthropoda, Insecta, Hymenoptera, Formicidae. Gene Ontology annotation, biological process: cholesterol metabolic process. Gene Ontology annotation, cellular component: cytoplasm. Bases 83 to 1396 code for a protein of 437 amino acids. The record is from RefSeq and is a predicted model, not a curated record.
GAACAGAUACAAAGUGAACUCACAAGGCAUGCUAAAUAAGAGAAAGUUGAAAAAAAGUUGAGAAAAUCGAAUUGGGAUAGUAAUGUUGACAAUGUUGGAAUGGUGCAUCGGAAUUGUGACUAUCCUAAUGAUUAUCCUCAUAUACUUUGCAUAUAUCUUCAAAUUCAAUUGGGUGAAUGUUAGUGAUUUGAGAACUGAGAUUAAGACCCGCAGCUUUUACGAGAGUAACAAAAAUCGAAAGGUAGGCAAAGAACUACCACCGGUCUAUCCAAACGGAUGGUUCGCUUUGCUUGAAAGUUCACAAAUAAAAAGUGGUCAGGUGAAACACGUGUCUGCUCUUGGCGAAAAUUUUGCAGUGUUUAGAACCGAAAAAGGCGUUGUGAACAUUUUAGAUGCAUACUGUCCCCAUUUAGGGGCAAAUAUGGCCGAGAAUGGCCGUGUUAAAGGAGAUUGUCUGGAGUGUCCUUUUCAUAGCUGGACGUUUCGCGGAGAUAAUGGCUAUUGCGAGAACAUACCUUAUACUACAAAAGUGCCACAUGUCGCUCGAGUGAAAGUUUGGAAGAGCUGCGAAGUGAAUAACAUUAUCUUCGUUUGGUACCAUUCUGAAUCAGCUGAGCCAGACUGGCAACCCCAGUCGCGUACAUGUAUCUCUAAUAGGUCUUGGCGUCACCAAGGUCGCAAUGAGUACCUUAUCAACUGUCACAUACAGGAUAUAACUGAGAAUGGGCCUGAUGCAACACAUCUCAACCCACUGCACGGUCCCGUAUCCCUUUCUGGCCAAUUUUCUUGGUUAGUUCGGCACGUGUGGAUCACUCGCACAAAAUGGCGGCCAAAUUGCCCAGAUGAUAACCAGGCGGACGAAGAUGAAGAAGCAGUAGAGAUGAGCACCAAGAUGAACGAUGUGACAAUCCACUCGAUCAAGAACGUCAACGGGAAUCGUCACUUUACAGACGCACAGAACAGAGACAGAAGGGAGAAGCACAAGGCUACUGUACGCCUAUGCCAUAAGUUGAUGAUUUUAGAACGUUUCAGCAUAUUGGAGUCCGAUGUACUCGCCGAGAUAAACGGACCUGGCAUCAUCGAACUAAAUAUCAAGACGUCGUUUGGGUCUUUGUUCAUUUUAUUGACAAUAACGCCGAUCGAACCGCUGCUGCAACGAGUGAUCCAUUAUAUCUAUUCGCCACUUCUGUUGGCGCCAUACGCUAGUUUGCUAUUUGUAGGUGAACGCGUGAUGUUUGAGCGCGACGUUAUGAUCUGGAACACCAAGAGGUUCGAGCGACAUCCGCUCCUGAUGCCCGAGGAUCGUAACAUUCAAGUAUAUCGCCGUUGGUACUCACAGUUUUAUUCUGAGCAUAGUCCCACCUAUGAGACAACUAUAAAAGAUUUACAGUGGUAGCAAUACUCCUCCCAGUAUCCGGAAACAGAUUGAAAUAAAUUGAAAUAGGUUCAUUUGGUAGUUGCUAAAUACAAAUUUUUGAUUUUAUG